This is a messenger RNA of Periophthalmus magnuspinnatus, 1547 nucleotides long. RefSeq names its product coiled-coil domain containing 106b (gene ccdc106b). Gene Ontology annotation, cellular component: nucleoplasm. Bases 198 to 1250 code for a protein of 350 amino acids. The transcript is spliced from 7 exons. NCBI's taxonomy places the organism in Eukaryota, Metazoa, Chordata, Actinopteri, Gobiiformes, Gobiidae. The record is from RefSeq and is a predicted model, not a curated record.
CGCCCUCAUCACCUGCGCAGUUGUCCUUUGCGCAUGUGUGAGCGAACACCUGUGCGCUACUUAUAAUCAAGUAAUUGCUGCGGAUAGCGUUUGAACAGAGCGCAGAGCGUGUGUGUCAGCCUGUAUUACAGAAGUAUAAGUGAACACAACAGAAGGAGAGGUUUAAUAACGCGCUGAAACGGUAUAAUUACGCACAAAUGGAUCCUCGGAGCAGCAGAGAGGACCCGAGCCCCUCAGAUCACUAUGUGGUUUCAGGCCCCUCUGAGGAGCCCCCAGCCCGAGGAGGAGGUGGCUCGGGAGGGGGAGGCCUGUACCUGGACGCCUACGAAGUGUCUUUCCCUUUGGAUGAUGGUGUGCAGCGACCUCACGCCUAUCACAUCAACCAUGGCCCAAGAAUGGUCGAUGAGGGGGUCCAGGAGCCCCCACCCUCCCCCUACAGCCCCUUCAUCCUGGUGUCAAACCUGCGCGCUCACCUGUACGUGGCUCUGGAGAAGAACGCCUGGCUCCAGAAACGCAUCGAGGAGCUGGAGGAGGAGAGGAACUUUCUACGCUGUCAGCUCGACCGUUUCAUCGUCAGCAUGAGGGCUCAGGACGACUGGAGCAUGGACCCCCAGCGCGGUGUGAAGGUGCAGCCCGACAGCUCUCCGUCUCCUCCCUCUCCGAUGACCACUCGAUCGGGCAUGACUCUGAAGAGGCUGCAGGGAGGGGCCAGGAUACGCCACCGUGCCUCUGCUAUACCCGUGAAGCAGGAGUACCACCUGGAGGAGGAGAAAUUCUACACUGAGGAUGAGUUUGUGGAGGAGGCCGAGGAAGAGGAGGAGGACUCUUCAGUGGAGAAAGGAUCGAAGAAGAGCCGAGGGCGAGCGAGCGGAGAGCCACGGAUGAAGAUGAGACGCAUCUUCAGGAUCACACACGGCCGGGAGAGGCAGAGAGUGAAGGACCCAGAUGGCGUAUUGAUCCGAUAUAAGAAGAUCCUGACCACAUAUCAGAGAGUGAGGAGCAUGUCCAGAGCCUUUCAGAUCCACGGUGUCGACAGGAACACGAUGGCCUCCACCUCCCCCAUCGCUGAGCUGCUGCUGGUCGCCCCGGAGAAGGUGGCAGAGGUGGGAGAGUUUGAGGCAUCAAAGGAGAAGCUUUUGGAUUACGCUCGACGCUGUUACAAAACGAUGGACGAAGACACUCACUCCAAAGUCCAGACCAUGAAGAAGACUCACAAGCUGCUGCCCAUAUCCUACAGGUUCAGACACUGACUGCUGCAGAGAGGAGACGCAUAGUCCUACGUGCAUUAUGUUUACUGCAGUUUCAUGUACUUUCUUUGAGCCAAUGGUCUAUGUAUGUAUGAUUUUGACUGUCUGAAACUGAAAUUGCCAAGAUAAGCACUUGUAUUACUUACACCUUUAUUUAAGCACAGACUUGGGGGGCGGGGGGGAAGAGUUAAUGUAUAUUUUAUAAGUUUUUCAUGUUAAUGUUAUGGAUAUACUCAAGUCAUGUUUUGUUAAGUUAUUAACAUGAAAUAUUUUUGGUUUGUUUUGACGAUUAAAAGCUGC